UUUCUUCUUUUCUUGCAUCUUCCACACUAUUCUCUCUUCAGCUUCUUCUACUCUUUCUCUCCGUAACAACAAACAAAUAAGCGAUUAUUAUUUUCUUCUUUCUUUCUUCAACUCAACAAUGGCUAAAAAGCGCGUUCGACAAUCUUCCACAUCCACUAACAAACGCCGUCGCAAAUCACCUAAAAAAGAAGAAGAAGAAAUAGUUUCUUUUCUUCCUUCUGAACGGAAGAACGUCAAACAAUCCAAUUCUGACGAUGCCUUCUUCGUCGGAGAUCCAAUUCCGGCUUCCGAAGCACAAGCCAAAUGGCCCUUCCGUUACUCAAAAACAGAUGGAUCUAGCGAAAACGCUUGCUUGCAAGCGAAAUUUCAUUACCGUGAAGGAAGUGUUGAUGGCAUUGUUUAUAAGCUUAAUGAUACUGCAUAUGUCAAGGCUGAGGAUGGUAAACCAGAUUAUAUUGCGAGAAUUGUUGAGUUCUUUGAAACUUCUGAUAAAGAACCAUAUUUUACUGCACAAUGGUUUUAUAGAGCAGAAGACACUGUUAUUAAGGAUCACGGUAAUUUAGUUGAUAACAAGAGGGUUUUCAUCUCGGAUGUUAAAGAUGAAAAUCCUUUGGAUUGUCUAGUUAGGAAGGUUAAAAUUGUGCAAGUUUCUCCCAAUGUGGAUUUGGCUGAGAAGAAAAAGAAAAUGCCAUCCUGUGAACUCUACUAUGACAUGAAGUACACUAUUCCUUAUUUAACAUUUUCUAACAUUGACAAUGAAAAUAUAGAAAGUGUCACAAUGGAAAGUGAAACAUCUACAAGCGAGUCUGCAACGAAUGCAUGUGUUGCUGAGAGGAAUUUUGUUAAUUGUGAGUCAAGUCAUAAUAAUGCUGAGAAGUCAGAAUGGAGUUUAUUGGAUUUGUAUUCUGGUUGUGGAGCCAUGUCUACCGGCCUUUGCUUUGGAGCUUCUAUAUCCGGGGUCAAACUUGUGACGAGGUGGGCUGUUGAUAUAAAUAAAUAUGCUUGUGAAAGUUUAAAGUUAAAUCACCCCGAAACAAAGGUGAUAAAUGAGGCCGCCGAAAACUUUUUAUGUCUAAUAAAAGAGUGGGCAAAGCUUUGUGAGAAAUUUGUAUUUAAACAUCAAGAAAUUGCCGAAUCUGAUGAAGAAGCUGAUGAUGGAGAGCUAGAAAAUCAGUCUGACUCUGAGGAGUUUGAGGUGGAAAGGUUUCUCGCUGUUUGCUAUGGCGAUCCCAAUGAAUCACAAAAACCAGGACUGUACUUUAAAGUGCACUGGAAGGGAUAUGAUUCCAGUUAUGAUACAUGGGAGCCUAUAGAGGGAGUAAGUGAAUGUAAAGAUGCCAUGAGAGAUUUUGUUACACAAGGAUAUAAGGAAAAAUUAUUGCCUCUUCCUGGUCAAGCUGAUUUUAUUUGUGGGGGACCUCCUUGCCAAGGUGUUAGCGGAUUCAAUCGCUUCAGAAACAAAAAUGAUCCGUUGGAGGAUGUGAAAAACAAGCAACUAAUUGUGUAUAUGGAUAUCAUUGAUUUCUUGAAGCCAAAGUAUGUACUGAUGGAGAAUGUUGUUGACAUUUUGAAAUUUGCCGGUGGGUUUUUGGGCCGCUAUGCCGUAGGUCGUCUUGUGUCCAUGAAUUAUCAAACUAGAAUGGGAAUGAUGGCUGCAGGGUCGUAUGGCCUUCCCCAAUUUCGGAUGCGUGUUUUUCUUUGGGGAGCUCUUCCUAAUCAAAAAUUGCCUGCGUAUCCGUUGCCAACUCAUGAGGUUGUUUCAAGAGCUGUCAUACCCACCGAGUUUGAAGAAAUCACAGUUGCAUAUGCCGCUAAUGAGAAUUGUCAGCUGGCUAAUGCAGUCUAUCUUAAGGAUGCAAUAAAAGAUCUCCCUCCUGUUAAUAAUGAUGAGAGCCAAGAUGAAAGGAACUAUGAGACAACCCCUCGUACAGAUUUCCAAAAGUAUAUCAGAUUAAAGAGAAAUGAGAUGGUGAAUUAUUCAGCUAACUCUCAAAAAGCACCAAGUGGAAAGCUGUAUGAUCAUCUCCCGUAUAAAUUAAAUAAAGAUGACUAUGAAAGAGUGUGCCGAAUUCCAAAAAAAAAGGGGGCAAACUUUAGGGACUUACCCGGAGUGAUCGUUAAAGGCAGAAAAGUGGAAUGGGAUCCCGCAGUUGAAAGAGUCUUGCUAACAUCUGGGAAGCCUUUGAUACCCGAUUAUGCCAUGUCAUUUGUUCGUGGGACCUCAACUAAGCCAUUUGGUCGUUUGUGGUGGGAUGAAAUUGUGUCUACAGUUGUAACAAGGCCAGAGCCUCACAAUCAGGCCCUUCUCCACCCACUCCAAGACAGAGUUCUUACCAUUCGAGAGAAUGCAAGGUUACAGGGAUUUCCAGAUUGCUAUCAACUACGUGGCUCUGUCAAAGAGAGGUACAUACAAGUUGGAAAUGCGGUUGCUGUUCCCGUUGCUCUUGCUCUCGGAUACACGUUAGGAUUAGCUAUUCAAGGACUGUCUGACAACAAGCCUUUGAUGACUCUCCCAUUCAAGUAUCCAAGUUGUCUUGCCCAACCUUGGGCUAUAGUUGAGGAUGAUGAUUCAAGUUGAGUUGAUCCUCUUUCUACAAUCCCAAUCUCCCAUUUUUAUGUCAUUCUCUUCCAUUUUUAGGUAGAAUUUCCAUUUUAAGUUGACAGUACACUGUGGGUUGAAGGAUUGUAUGAAUGAUUGUCUGUACCAUUAUUAACAUUAUUUUAAUGAUUUAACAUUCACUUUAGUGCAGUGCAAUAUGUAUACUUCACAAAUUGGGAUUGAGUUAAUGACACUUACAGUUAAUCCAA
Trifolium pratense (red clover) is the source of this 2808-nucleotide messenger RNA. Its product is annotated as DNA (cytosine-5)-methyltransferase CMT3-like. NCBI's taxonomy places the organism in Eukaryota, Viridiplantae, Streptophyta, Magnoliopsida, Fabales, Fabaceae. The record is from RefSeq and is a predicted model, not a curated record. The transcript is spliced from 19 exons. The coding region runs from base 119 to 2578 and encodes 819 amino acids. Gene Ontology annotation, molecular function: methyltransferase activity; chromatin binding. Gene Ontology annotation, cellular component: nucleus.